AUGGAUCAUCUUCCGAGCCCGCUCUCUUCCUCCGUUCAACCAAUAGAGAUACCUCUCGUUGCUAAAAUUAGCUACGAUGGGGAGUUCUCUAGUAUUCCUCAACGCUAUGGCUUUUUCACAGAGGACGAGGAUGUUCUGGACCUUUCGAUCCCACCACUUGAGUUCGCAUCCUUCCUCCAAUCAUGGUUGUGGUUUGGAGUCGUCUCCACGUUUGCUGAGCGACGUGUCUACCCGGACGAGUUCUCUCGCUGGAAAAGCUAUAGCGCCGUAAGCGGACAGCCUUCAUGUCAAAGGCCCAUCUUGGAUACCACAGCAUUGAAGCCAUUACUGGAAAACUUGGUAUCCAUGGAUAAGCACUACAUGUUAUCGGGACAAGCUCCCCAAUCGUACGCAGACAUGACGGAUGUGACCGACCACGCAUUAGGUUGGAGUGUCUGGCUGGAUCGCAAUCUCAAAAACCCUCAAUGGCCACUCCCGGAGAUUCUACUAUCCAUAAAAUUCCUCCUCGAGACAUUUGAUUCCUUCCGCUUUAUUCAGGAUCACAGUACCAACCGCGAUAAAAUGCGACACCGCAUAUUUCCAUUUUAUCGACAAGUCAUUCUGAAAACCGCACCAGCAGCGAAGCUCCUGAUGGUCUGGAUGAAGUCCAAUGGCUGGUGUCCCCAUUUGGCAUAUCAGAUUUGUUUGGAAUCUGAUUAUUUUGUUGCAUACUACCAUGCUUUGUCUCGCCGACCUGUAUCCACAGAUGUUCUUCAUAGCAAUUGCUCUGAACGGAAGUGUUUGAUCAUUAGUUCCAACACUUCGGGCCACACUCCCCUUCACACAAAACCUGAAUGUGCCUGUCCUCCGAUUUCCGUUCUAAAGAAAGACUUAAGUUGCAUCACGGAGAAAGGUGGCAUACCUGUAGUUUCAAUCAAGCGACAUCCUCACGGCAGGUUAGAUCUACGUCUCAGAAGAGCGACGCCAUCCACUGCAUACGUUGCGAUCUCACACAACCCAUUGGAGGGUCUAGAUCAAUUACCGGACCCGGACCGGAUAGGCGAAGGCUGGCCCGUAUCAGUGCGGAUUGGAUCCGUAGAAGCCGACCUCGCCAGAUGUACAGUUCGGCGUGUCCAUGGUUCUAAUUUGACCAUGCCCUUUUGGAUUGAUACUCUCUGCGUUCCGGUUCAAGGUAAGGCUCCCCAAUCGCAGCAAAGUACAACACAGGCAGGGCACGUCUUUGCCGCCGCUGCUCAGGUCUUGGUAUUUGAUGAGGGCAUCCAGCAACUAAGACUUGGAGCAUCAAAUAUUUGCGAAAUCCUAGCCAAUGUGCUCUCUUCUUCUUGGUCCCAGCGACUGUCUACGAUUGAAGAGAUCGUACUGUCUCGAUCUUACAAUUUCCAGUGCCUGGAUGGCACAUUCACGCCCAGAGGCAUAUCAAAGAAACAUGAACACGAUGCACCAGCUUUGUUUCGAUAUUCUUCGAGUUUAGAACGCCUCCCGGGGAGAAUUCAAUGUGCUUCCAAUGCUUUGAAGAGACCGCUAUCUUCUUGGAAGCAGAAACCCAUUUCAUCAAACACGCAAAACGACUUCCAGGUUCGGAUUCGACUUCCAAACAAAGGUGCAUCCAAUUAG
This is a messenger RNA of Mytilinidion resinicola, 1614 nucleotides long. RefSeq lists its product as uncharacterized. NCBI's taxonomy places the organism in Eukaryota, Fungi, Ascomycota, Dothideomycetes, Mytilinidiales, Mytilinidiaceae. The record is from RefSeq and is a predicted model, not a curated record. The transcript has 3 exons. The coding region runs from base 1 to 1614 and encodes 537 amino acids.